Lolium rigidum is the source of this 2010-nucleotide messenger RNA. RefSeq lists its product as uncharacterized. Lineage: Eukaryota; Viridiplantae; Streptophyta; Magnoliopsida; Poales; Poaceae. The transcript has a single exon. The record is from RefSeq and is a predicted model, not a curated record. The coding region runs from base 1 to 2010 and encodes 669 amino acids.
AUGGCCGCACAGCUGCGCAUCGACAGCGACAGCGCUGGAGGAGUCCACGACUACGGCGGCAAUGCGCUGGUGUUCUCGGUCCUCCACGACCUGCUCGGCGCCGCGGCCUUCCUCGCCUCACACCCGCUCCACGCCGCCUACGUCCUCUUCUUCUCCCGCUACCUCCUCUGGCUGGCCUCCUUCUUCUGCCCGCUCCUCGUCUCCACGUCCCUGCUCCUGGCUGUGCUCGUCACCGCCGGCCCGUACGUCACCACGGGGUGGCCGGGGGUGAGCUCACUCGGGAGGACCUGCGGCAUUGCCGUCGCCGCGCUCUGCGCCGAGCUCCGGCCGGACGGCGGAGGCGUCAGCCUGGUUGGGCAGCUCUGCUCCUUCGUUCUCGGUCCAGCUGACGUCGCCGCGGUUCUCCGCGUCGGCGAGAUCAUGGGUGAGCUGUGCGACAUCAGUGCUGGUUCUUGCUUUCUCUUGGAAGAGAAGACCUUCUUCUUGUCAGGUACCCAAGACGAAGAGGGCAUCAGGGUCACAUUGCAGAGUCCAAUUGGAGAAGAGAUCUUCCUGGAACAUGGGGAUUUUUAUGAAGAUGUCUUCAAGGAUAAAAUUGAGGACAAGAAUGUAGUUUCUGAGCAUCUCAAGGGUCCUGUCUCUUCUCCUUCUUCUUCAGAGCAUUGCUGUCAAAGUGAGACAUUAUUCGUCCAAGAAAUAAAAGAGCAGGAGAAAAGCAUCGAGGUACAGAGUAUAAGCUUGUCAGUGAUAGAUGGUGGAGUCGGUGGUGGGGUUGAGGAGAAGAGAUUGGAGUGUGAUCCCGUGCCGGUGGAGACCAAGAAAUGUGAGUGGCCCAAGUCACAUUCCUCGAUUUCUCGGCGAAUAAGACAGUGGGAAGACGUGACAUCUGGCAAUUUGAAGCGAGUUCCUGAUGACACCCUUGAGAAGAUUCCGGUGGAUAACAGUCUGGAGAAGGCCUCAUUUAAGGAUGUGAAGGUAAUCAUACAAUUGGAGACCGAAUCUUGCAACAAAGAAGGCGGUGUAAACCAACUUGCUCAAGAGAUUGUUUCUGUUGGAGAAUCUGACCAGACAGAGAAAGAAUCUUGCAACAAAAAAUUCAGUGACCUUGCUCAAGACAUUGUUUCUGUUGGAGAAUCUGACCAGCCAGAGAAGGAAUCUUGCAACAAAACAUUCAGCGACCUUGCUCAAGAGAUUGCUUCCGUCGGAGAAUCUUACAGAGAACAGCCAGAGCAGGAAUUUGUAGAUGUCAAGGAAUUGUUGCAGUCGAAGACCGAAAAAUGCAGCAAAGAACUGGAACCUGAAGAAAACGCCCCGAUUGAGCAAACCCAAGAAGAAAUGCAAGAACAGAAUGUGCAGCCAGAACCAGAAUUGCAAGAGCAGAGCCACAUGGACACCCAGAAUGAACAAGACUUCCAAGAUGUGGAACCUCUGAAAGAGUUAGGCGAUCAGGAGCACAAGGAUGCGGAUGAAGAAUCUGAAACCCUGCAGGAUGAUGCCAGGGAGGAGAAUCCCCUGAAGUCGACAUCCAUCGCUCGGCGCGUGCACACACGAAUCUCGUCGGAGAGCCUCGUCGGUGAGGCGUCACCGGGCAAGGAGAAGGAAUGGAAGAGGACGCUGGCGUGCAAACUCUACGAGGAAAGGAUCCAGCUCAAGCUCCUCCGCGACCGCGCCGUCGUCGGGGCAUGCAGUGACGACAUGGACAUGCUCUGGGAGGCCUACGAGACAGGCGGGGGCAGCAGCGCCACUGCCGGCGACACGAAGCGUGGCGGCAGCAAGGCGAAAAGGGGGAACGCGCAAGACGAACUCGUGGACGAAGGUGAGUUAGAGGAGGAUGAAGAUGUCGACGAUGAAGGUACAGUGAGGCAGCUGUGCUGCCUUCAGGCUCUCAAGUUCUCCACCAGGAAGAUGAACUUCGGAGGUGGCAAACCGAGCCUGGCCAAGAUCUCCAAGGUCCUCAAGAGGAUGACCGCGCUUUCGAGGGUCGGAUCACGGCGUAACGUGAAGGGGUGA